AACUGGUACCCCGUGUGGUGAGAUAGACUGGCGCCCUCUAUAGUUACGUAGUAUCGGCCUCUUGAUUUUUAUCCACCAUCAUGGGUAUCUCACGGGACAGGUGGCACAAAAGACGAAAGACAGGUGGCCGUCGUAAGCCCCUGCGAAAGAAGAGAAAGUUUGAGUUGGGUCGCCCACCCGCCAAUACCAAGCUUGGCUCAAAGCGUAUCCAUCUGGUGCGAUGCAUGGGCGGCAACAUAAAGUUCAGGGCCUUGCGUCUGGAGCAAGGAAACUAUGCUUGGGGCUCAGAGAACGUGGCUCGCAAGACCCGUAUCCUGGAUGUUGUCUACAAUGCCAGCAACAACGAGCUGGUGCGUACCAAGACUCUGGUGAAGAGUGCCAUUGUGCAGGUUGACUCCACCCCCUUCAGGCAGUGGUACGAGGCCCACUACGCCCUUCCCUUGGCCCGUAAGAAGGGAGCCAAGCUGACGGAGGCGGAGGAAGAGGUGCUGAACAGGAAGCGGUCCAAGAAAGCAGCCAAGAAGUACGAAGAGCGCAAGAAGACAGCCAAACUGAGCCAGAUGCUUGAGGAUCAGUUCAGCACAGGGAGGCUGCUUGCUUGCAUCACGUCCAGACCUGGACAGUGUGGGCGAGCUGACGGUUACAUCCUGGAGGGCAAGGAACUCGAUUUCUACCUCCGAAAGAUCAAGUCCAAGAAGGGAAAGUAAGCAAGUAAACAACGGCAUCACCAAGUAAACAGAAUAAACAGCAACAUGACUUCGGAUAUGUACAAAACAAGGCCACCUGACCGAGUUUAACUCUAGAUUCCAGUUUCGUAACAGUUGCUUUCUGUAACGGUUAGCAUUGUUUUGUGAAGAAAUAAAACACACCUCUAUACAGA
Molecule: messenger RNA, 880 nt
Organism: Acanthaster planci (crown-of-thorns starfish)
Lineage: Eukaryota; Metazoa; Echinodermata; Asteroidea; Valvatida; Acanthasteridae
Gene: rps8
Product: ribosomal protein S8
Biological process (GO): translation
Cellular component (GO): ribosome
Molecular function (GO): structural constituent of ribosome
Source: RefSeq, a predicted model, not a curated record